Colletotrichum destructivum is the source of this 747-nucleotide messenger RNA. Its product is annotated as Putative short-chain dehydrogenase/reductase SDR, NAD(P)-binding domain superfamily. The coding region runs from base 1 to 747 and encodes 248 amino acids. The transcript has a single exon. The record is from RefSeq and is a predicted model, not a curated record. Gene Ontology annotation, molecular function: oxidoreductase activity. NCBI's taxonomy places the organism in Eukaryota, Fungi, Ascomycota, Sordariomycetes, Glomerellales, Glomerellaceae.
AUGUCCAAAGAGUCUGCAGAUCCAACAGUCGCCCUGGUCACCGGGGCCAACCAGGGCAUCGGAUACGAAAUCGUCAAGCGUCUGGCUUCAGAACACCCCGACUACCACGUGUACAUGGCGGGACGGCGGCCAGAUGCCGUCAAAAAGGCCGCGGCGGAGCUGCAAACGGCAGGACUCAACAACGUCGAGCCCCUGUUGCUCGACAUCACGUCCGACGACAGCAUAGCGUCCGCCGUGGAGGCGGUCCGGGCCAAGUUCGGCCACCUCGACGUCCUCGUCAACAACGCCGCCAUCAUGGAGGGCAACCCCGGCGACCCGAUCCGGAAAAGGCUCGCGACCGUAUAUGACACCAACGUGUUCGGCUCCAUCGCCGUCACCGAGGCUUUCAUGCCCCUCCUCCGGAACUCCGCCAAGACGCGCCGCGUCGUCUUCGUCAGCUCCGGCAUCGGCAGCCUCACCGUCCGGGCGGACCCGGAGCCCAAGAUACACAUCAUGGACCUGAUGGAGUACGGCUCGAGCAAGGCGGCGCUCAACCACGCGGCCAUGACCUUUGCCUCGCGGUUCCGGGGCGACAGCGCGUGGAAGUUCAACAUCUGCUGCCCGGGCCACUGCGCGACCAACAUGAACGGCUACAACGGCCCCGACGAGGCGUCGCUCGGGUCCAUCGAGGCCGUCAAGCUGGCGACGUUGGGGCCCGACGGGGUGAACGCGUCCUUCUCGAACAGGCAUGGGCCGCUGCCAUGGUGA